Molecule: messenger RNA, 609 nt
Organism: Schistocerca serialis cubense
Lineage: Eukaryota; Metazoa; Arthropoda; Insecta; Orthoptera; Acrididae
Exons: 2
Coding region: 1-609 (202 amino acids)
Source: RefSeq, a predicted model, not a curated record
AUGGCAUCAGCACCAGCACCUGCAUGUGAUGCAUCACUGUCACCAGUGGCAUUAUCAGUAGCAGCAUUAGAAAAUGAAGCAACUGAAACACACAGCAACAUCCGCAAACUGGAAACACUCAGGAAGAAGAAAGGGAAACUUCUCAACAAUCUUAUCUACUUGAAGAGGUGUCGGGAUCAGGACAUUGUACAUAAAUUUCUUCAGUUCAAAUUUAACAUCGACACUCACAAAGCAAGAAGCAUCUACAGGCGACCCAGUAAAUCUCUUCCGAAGGAGCGUAUUCAGCAGGUGCGGAGAGAACUUGACUUCAACAACAAACAGUUGCUGCAAAUACAUCUUCUGCUAUCAUCUACGUUAUCGCCCACCGACUGGAAUAACGUCGACAGAAUUACUCUCCUGCAAGCAUAUGCAGCCAGUGAAACUGCCGCCAUUCGCCAGAAGAAGAAAUUUGAGCAGCUAGCAGAGACGACACGGAACACUACGCCUCGACUGGAUACAUCUCGAACAGUGGUGAACCUUUCUCCUCAUCCCACCAGCACCGCAGCUCCAGAAGCACUAGCUAAAGGACUAAACUUUGCCGUCACACCUGAGCGGAUUCCCACGGAAUAA